Molecule: messenger RNA, 601 nt
Organism: Mytilus trossulus (common blue mussel)
Lineage: Eukaryota; Metazoa; Mollusca; Bivalvia; Mytilida; Mytilidae
Exons: 2
Coding region: 30-419 (129 amino acids)
Source: RefSeq, a predicted model, not a curated record
GAGGAAAUGAUGAUGAGAGUGGUCAUAAUAUGGAGAUAUAUAUGAUAGAUGAGAGCAUAGUGACGCCAUGGCAAGAAAACAGCCGCCCGAUUAUACCUACAGUGGAGAGAUCAAUUGUUAAAACCACAGAUAUAGUUCCGAUAUCUGCAGAACAUUCAUCAACAUCCUCUGACGAUGACACAAAUGCUCCGGUAUAUUUGGACGAUGGCUAUGAGCAUGCAUACAACACACUGUUGACAAAUAAUCUUGCUGAAGACGAACAUGUUUAUCUCACUCCAAAAAAGACUUCAAACAAUGAAAACGCUACUCCUUCUGAGAACGCUGCUUGUAGAUGUUCAUCUGAAUUAACCGAACAAGAUUCUUCGCCAGAUCAAGCAGACACACAUUAUGAAGAAAAGGAUGGUGAUAAUAAUAAUUAAUCCGAAAUAUAAUGAGAUCGAGUUAAAGAAAACAGAUAACAUUGUUUUUCGGUCACACAUAUAUUACCGAAAGAACAGACUUUACUCUGUCACUAAAAAUGAGACUAUAUUAAGUUCUGUGUAAUUCUAUAGUAAUUAUUAAAUGGGGCCUAUGUACAUAUAAUUCAACUGUAAAUACACAA